AUGGGAUGUCUAUUUUCUAAUCCAGAUACGAGUACUGAUAUUCUUGAACCACCUAAACCACAAUAUUCCUGCAAGAUUAAUAAAAAUGAUUAUAUCUUAGAUAAAUUAAAAGAUCAAACAAUUUUUCGUGUUCCAGGCACAGUUGAUGGUCAACAGUUUAUAAUUCAAAAUUGUGAGAAUUGUACAAUUUACAUAUUUGAUCAUACGGGACAAGUUCAAAUUGAUGAUUGUAAACAUUGUAGAAUAUUCGUUGGUCCUGUUCAUGGCAGUAUCUUUAUCCGUGAUUCUGAAAAUUGUAAUUUAGCAACUAUCUGUCAACAAUUUCGCGCGAGAGAUUGUCAUGAAGUGAAUAUAUUUUUAUCUUGUGCAAGUCAACCAAUUAUUGAAUCAUCUCAUCAUAUUCGUUUUGGUUGUUUAACAUAUUUUUAUGAGAAAUUAGGCGAACAUUAUGCAACAGCUGGUAUCAGUCCGUACAAUAAUAAUUGGAGUAAUAUUCAUGACUUUACACCUGUUCCAGACAGUAAAAACUAUUCACUUAUGGAUGAUUCCGAAACAGUCUUCAAGCAUAUACCGGCACCCACUGAUCCAUCAUGUAGUCAUUUGAAUAUAAGUGAUAGCCAAGAUCAGACUAUAACACCGUUUUCAUAUGGCGAAUUAUAUCGUGAACAUAACGUCGAGCGUUGUUUUGUCGUACUAUUCCAUGAGGCCAAUUAUGAUGUUUGUGCUCGUGAACUGAUUAAAAUGCUUCGACCGUUGAAAAUUGUUCUUGUACAAAGUAAAUGUUACACUAUCAACGAAUUGAGUGCUGAUCGAAUAUUUAAUAAUCGAUCUUAUAAUACUCUCGUAACAAAAGAUUUUGUUAGUCAAAAUUCAACAGAUGCUGUUCAACAACUCGAUAAAUUUUAUAAUUUUGCAAGCAUGCAAAUGUUUAGUUGA
Messenger RNA from Didymodactylos carnosus, 936 nucleotides. NCBI's taxonomy places the organism in Eukaryota, Metazoa, Rotifera, Eurotatoria, Philodinida, Philodinidae. The record is from the annotation of a GenBank genome assembly.